AUGGCGACUACUUCGCACAUGUUCAUGUACUCCUUGACAAUCCAGCCCCCAACUGCAAUCAAUCAAUCCAUUCUCGGACAAUUCGCAGGGGCCAAGGAGACCAAGGAGCAACAGAUUGUCACCGCGUCCGGCUCCAAGCUGACCCUCCUACGUCCCGACUCCACGAAUGGAAAAAUCACACCCGUCGUUUCGACCGACCUCUUUUGCAUCAUUCGCUCAUUGGCUCCCUUCAGGCUAGCUGGAAGUAACAAAGAUUACAUCAUCAUCGGCUCCGACUCCGGUCGUAUUGCGAUCAUUGAAUACGUUCCUUCGCAAAACCGCUUCAAGCAACUCCACUUGGAAACAUUUGGCAAGUCAGGUGUUCGUCGAGUCGUGCCAGGACAGUUUCUCGCCGUGGAUCCUAAGGGACGUGCUUGUAUGAUCGCUUCGGUGGAGAAGAACAAGCUGGUCUAUGUUCUGAACCGCAACUCCCAGGCCGCACUCACCAUCUCGUCGCCCCUUGAAGCACACAAGCCGCAGGCCCUGGUGUUUGCUCUGACUGCCCUGGAUGUGGGUUACGAAAACCCUGUCUUCGCUGUUCUCGAGGUUGUUUAUCCGGAAUUCGACCCCGACUCCGGGGCCCAAGCAUAUGACGAAAUUGAGAAGCACUUAGUGUAUUAUGAACUGGAUCUCGGCCUCAAUCAUGUCGUCCGCAAGUGGUCGGAGCCUGUUCAUCGAUCGGCAAACAUGCUAUUUCAGGUGCCCGGAGGCGCGGACGGCCCUAGUGGGGUCUUGGUUUGCGCCAAGGAUCAUGUCACCUAUUGCCAUUCCAAUCAGGAAACUCUGAGAGUGCCUAUUCCGCGCCGGAAGGGCCCGGCCGAGAAUCCCGAACGGGAGCGGAGCAUCGUCGCCGGCGUGAUGCACAGGAUGAAGGGGGUUUUCUUCUUCCUGCUGCAGACUCAGGAUGGUGACUUGUUCAAGGUCACCCUUGACAUGGUCGUAAAUGAAAAUGCUCAACUGACCGGCGAGGUUCAAAAGUUGAACAUCAAGUACUUCGACACUGUUCCGGCCGCGUCAAGUAUUCUCAUUCUCAAAAGUGGAUUCCUCUUCGUUGCCAGCACAGCGGGCGACCAUCAGUUCUAUCAAUUUAUCAAACUUGGCGAUGAUGAUGAUGAGACGGAAUUUUCCAGCGACAACUACCCUCCGAAAUCUAUCUCAUAUGAGCCGGCCUUCUUCCAGCCCCGACCUCAUGUGAAUCUGGCCCCGAUGUCUCCCAUGAACUCCCUCAACCCCUUGAUUGACAGCAAGAUUGUCAACCUUACGGAAGAUGAUGCGCCACAAAUUUAUGGACUUUGCGGCACCAGCGCUCGAAGCACAUUCCGUACCCUCAAGAAUGGCCUGGCAGUUUCCGAGUUUGCCGAGUCGCCGCUUCAAAAGGUUCCCGAGGCCGUCUGGACCACCAAACUGACACGGAACGACGAGUACGAUGCUUACAUCGUUCUCUCCUGGGCCAACGGAACACUCGUGCUGAGUAUUGGAGAGACGGUUGAAGAGGUUGAUGAUUCUGGAUUUAAUACUUCAGCGCCGACCCUGGCUGUGCAACAGUUCGGCGAAGCUGGGAUGGUCCAGGUCCACCCCCGAGGAGUCCGUCAUAUCCACGCAGGCGGGCAAUUCAGUGAAUGGGAAUCCCCCCAGCAUCGUUCCAUUGUAGCAGCAGCCACAAAUGAGCGCCAGGUUGCGAUCGCCCUGAGCUCGGGUGAGAUCGUCUACUUCGAAGCGGACACCGAUGGUGUUUUGGCAGAGUAUGAGGAGACGCCACAGAUGUCUGGAACUGUUACUUGUCUCAGUCUUGGUCAAGUUCCCGAUGGUCGGGUUCGGAGUUCAUUCCUGGCUGUUGGCUGUGACGACUCCACCGUCCGCAUUCUUAGCCUGGAUCCAGACUCCACGAUGUCAAGUAAAUCCAUCCAGGCUCUUACAUCUCCGCCCUCGGCACUGAACAUCAUGGCCAUGGCCGACUCAACUGGAGGGACUGCCCUUCACCUUCACAUUGGUCUGCACUCCGGUGUCUACCUUCGCACUGUUCUGGAUGAAGUGACUGGCGAUCUGUCAGAUACCCGCACACGAUUCCUUGGAGCUAAGCCCGUGAAGCUUUCUCACGUCUCCGUCAAUGGCCAGACCGCAGUUUUGGCUCUCAGCUCACGCCCGUGGCUCGGAUACUCUGACGUUCAAACAAAGAACUUCAUGCUUACGCCACUGGAUUAUGUUGGCCUGGAAUGGGGAUGGGGCUUCUCCAGUGGUCUUUGUGAAGAAGGCAUGAUUGGCAUCGAAGGCCGCAAUCUCCGGAUUUUCAACAUUGAGAAACUCGACAACAACAUCCUCCAAGAGGCUAUUCCUCUUGCCUACACCCCUCGUCGCUUCGUCCAACACCCCGAACAACCUCUCUUUUACGUCAUCGAGUCUGACAAUGGUAUUCUUGCCCCCGCAACUCGGCAGGCCCUUGUCCAAGAUGCCCAGACCCGAAAAGACGAUGUUACUAUUCUCCCCGCCGAAGAGUUUGGCUACCCCCGCGGAACAGGCCACUGGGCUUCCUGCAUUCAAAUCGUCGACCCCGUUUCGACCAAAUCAGUAGUCUUCACGCUCGACCUCGAGGACAAUGAAGCCGCCGUCAGCCUUGCUGCUGUUCCAUUUUCCAGCCAGGAAAAUGAAACGUUCCUUGUCGUGGGAACCGCAAAGGACCUCAAAGUGAGCCCGCCGUCGUGCUCUGCCGGCUUCAUUCACAUCUAUCGCUUCCAGGCCGAGGGCCGUGAGCUCGAGUUCAUCCAUAAGACUCGGGUUGACCGGCCACCUCUCGCUCUACUGGCAUUCCAAGGACGGCUCCUCGUCGGUCUCGGUCCCAAGCUGCGUAUGUAUGACCUGGGAAUGAAACAACUUCUCCGCAAGUGCCAGGCAUCCGUUGUCCCCAACAUGAUCGUGGGUCUCCAGACACAGGGCAGCCGUAUCGUGGCUAGCGAUGUUCGUGAAAGUGUCACGUAUGUGGUUUACAAAAAGCAGACCAAUAUCUUUAUCCCCUUCGUGGACGAUUCCAUUGCCCGCUUCACGUCCUCGACCACCAUGGUGGACUAUGCCACUGUGGCGGGCGGUGACAAAUUCGGCAACUUGUGGUUGGUGCGGUGCCCUGAGCGAAUCUCCGAGGAGGCCGACGAGGAUGCAUCGGGUGCCCACCUCCUUCAUGAGCGAAGCUAUCUGCAAGGCACCUCCAACCGGCUUGAGUUGAUGAUUCACUAUUACACCCAAGAUAUUCCCACCAGUGUGCACAAGACUCAGCUGGUUGCCGGCGGCCGCGAUGUGAUCGUCUGGACCGGUUUGCAGGGUACUAUCGGCAUGCUCGUUCCGUUCAUCAGCCGCGAGGAUGUCGACUUUUUCCAAAGCCUGGAAAUGCAGCUGACUACCCAAAACCCUUCCCUGGCGGGGCGGGAUCAUCUCCUCUACCGCGGUUACUAUGCACCUGUCAAGGGUGUUAUUGACGGCGAUCUCUGCGAGACCUUCCUCCUCCUUCCUAACGACACGAAGAUGAUGAUCGCUGCGGAACUCGAGCGAUCCGUCCGCGAAGUCGAGCGGAAGAUUUCUGACAUGCGUACUCGGGUUGCGUAUUGA
This is a messenger RNA of Penicillium argentinense, 3633 nucleotides long. Its product is annotated as DDB1/RSE1 family protein. The transcript is spliced from 4 exons. Bases 1 to 3633 code for a protein of 1210 amino acids. Gene Ontology annotation, biological process: mRNA splicing, via spliceosome. The record is from RefSeq and is a predicted model, not a curated record. Lineage: Eukaryota; Fungi; Ascomycota; Eurotiomycetes; Eurotiales; Aspergillaceae. Gene Ontology annotation, cellular component: U2 snRNP; nucleus. Gene Ontology annotation, molecular function: U2 snRNA binding; protein binding.